Messenger RNA from Cantharellus anzutake, 1516 nucleotides. RefSeq lists its product as uncharacterized. Bases 372 to 1343 code for a protein of 323 amino acids. The transcript has 10 exons. The record is from RefSeq and is a predicted model, not a curated record. NCBI's taxonomy places the organism in Eukaryota, Fungi, Basidiomycota, Agaricomycetes, Cantharellales, Hydnaceae. Gene Ontology annotation, biological process: adenylate cyclase-activating G protein-coupled receptor signaling pathway. Gene Ontology annotation, molecular function: G protein-coupled receptor activity. Gene Ontology annotation, cellular component: plasma membrane.
AUGACCAUUGGGCUCCACUCCACUCUCGACUUGGCAUCAAUGUGACAUAACAAUAGCCCGCAAGAAUCACGGAUCGGUUUCUUUGGUUUUCUGGAAUCGCUUUCCUGAUGGCGAUUGCAGUGCCAUGCUUGGAACAAUGCACAAUGCACGAUCAAAGAAUCAUGAUGGGAGAGGGGUGACAACCCGAUCCAAGACCGGGUGGUUUAUCUCUCCUCUCUCUCCUUCCUCCUUGAUGUCUUCUGGGGACCUCACCUUUCCUCUUUUGUAAUCCUCGCGAGCUGGUCCUUGCUGUCGCGCUGAGCGCGUAUUUCUUUUGCUUUCCUGAACUCUGCAAAGUCUGCACAACUUCUCAGGCUGGGGGCGUCCGAUAUAUGUUCUACACCAUCAACAGUCCCGCUUUCCUGCGAGCGGAGUACUACCCAGGCGAGGAGACGGGAGUCAUCAUCAUCAUUGCUGCGUCUGGAGUAUCGCUCGUUGCUGCUAUUUUUUUCUUUAUUUCUCUGGCAGUGAUAAGAUUCAGAGCUGGGAAUGUCUCCACGGCAGACACUCUAUUUAUGCAGUCUCAUCUUGGCAUCUAUUUUGUCUCCUUCGUGAUUGCACAUACCAUAAUCGCUGUGGGCUCAUUUUUGAACAUUAAAUGGGUUGCAGACCAUGGAAUUACCUCCGACGACCCCUUGUGUAUAACUCAAGGGAUCAUGAAGAAUGUGGGAAAUGUUGCUACAGCCUUGUGGAACUUGGUAAUUUCUUUACACAUUUUCAACCUGCUCUUCUUGCGCCACACACCGCAACGUCUCCUCUCAACAUUGGUGACGUUGUCCAUAUGGUGUGCAGUCGGAGCUAUAUCCAUAGCUGGACCUGCGGUGAUUCAAAAGCAAGAAUUCGGUCCAUAUUUCACUAUUGCCGGUUUGCAAAUAUUUUACGUGAUAUCAUGUCACCGUCCUCUCAUUUUACACGCUUUCUUAGGGUAUUGGUGUUGGAUAUCUGACAAGUAUGGAGGUGCCCGAAUAGGGCUUGAGUUUUUCUGGAUGUUCUUUUCAGCUUUCACAACACUCCUUCUCCAUACCUUGACUUAUUUCCGUCUCCGUGGAAAUAUCAUCGUGGAGGGGUGGCGCGUCAGAUUCCGUUGGAUCAGCGGAGCCAAAGCCUGGAAGCUACAGGAGGUCCGGGAUCAUGUAGACACCUACAUGACAACUGUCGCACUGCAGAUGAUCUGGUUGCCGGUAUCAUAUGGGAUUUUCUUCAUGCCAAUAGCUAUAUCCAGGUUUGUUCAAAGUAGCUCUCGAUCCGUUCCAUUUCCUGGGUGGUAUUCGCGGACUCGUUGUUUAUGCUGUCAGGAUUCGUAACUGUCAUGAUGUUCUUGAGGAUCCGCAAGCACCUCCCUCAUAAUACUGUUCUACCAACGUUCAAUAUCCCACGCAAGCCUCCACCUGGCACCGACUCGCUCGAAAGAAUCCACUCGAUGGUAUCUCCCACGGGCUCAGAGAAAUCAUUCGGGACGUUCGACCGUGACUCUGAU